CUAUCUUCUAAAACUUCCCCAAAACCAAUUUUUUUUCCUCAGUAAAAUUAUAUUAUUAGAGAUGAAAUUCUCAGGCUUAGCACAUGCUUUCUUAGCAGCUGUGUUUGUUUUCCAAUAUUCAUGUAACCAAACAACUCCAAUCUCAGCCACAAAAACAACACCAACAAUAUUCCCAAACCCAACAUACUUUAGCUACAUAAAAACAUCAUGUAACGUUACAAUCUAUCCCAAAUUGUGUUACGAAUCUCUCUCUGUUUUUGCACAGAGUAUCAAAACCAACCCCAAACUCUUAGCCUCCACAGCCCUAAACGUGUCCCUUACAGCCACAAAAACGACGUCGGUUAUCAUCAACAGGUUGUCUAGGACACGUGGCUUGAGUCCCAUGGAGGUUGCAGCUGUUCAGGACUGCGUGGAAUUGAUUGGUGACUCGUUGGAGGAGCUGGAAAAGUCAGUUUGCCAAAUGGGUCAACUGGGAGACUAUGAUUUUGGGGCUCAGAUUAGUGAUAUUCAGACUUGGAUUAGUGCUGCUUUGACUGAUGAUGGCACUUGUGUUGAUGGUUUUUCUGAGGGUGGGAAAUAUGGUGAUGGUAAUGGUAAUGCCAAGGUCAUUGUACGGAGGCAUGUGCUUAAAGUUUCUCAUCUUACUAGUAAUGCUCUGGCUCUGCUCAAUAACUAUGCCUCAUUAGUUCAAGCAUCCUUGUUGCAUUAAGUUUAAGUUUUCUGUUUGGUUCUCGGGAAAGAAAGAAAGAAAGAAAAGUUGGGAAAAGCUAAGCUAUUAUUGAUUGAGAGAAAAGAUUACUCUUUUGGUACGAACCUUUUUCAUUUCGGGGAAAAAAGCUAUUAUGACAGAUGAAAGUUUGUUGUCAUAUAUGUUGGAUAGUCUAGUGAGAAAUUUGUAAUUAAGUGUAUGUAUGUAUACAUGUGUUUGUUUUUUUUUUUUGUGUGGAUUUGUAUAUAUAAUUGGUGAGUGAGCAUGUUAUUAGCCUUAUUUUGAAGAAGAGACCAUUCUCAU
Messenger RNA from Cannabis sativa, 1012 nucleotides. Its product is annotated as 21 kDa protein. Bases 62 to 709 code for a protein of 215 amino acids. Gene Ontology annotation, biological process: negative regulation of catalytic activity. The record is from RefSeq and is a predicted model, not a curated record. Gene Ontology annotation, molecular function: enzyme inhibitor activity. NCBI's taxonomy places the organism in Eukaryota, Viridiplantae, Streptophyta, Magnoliopsida, Rosales, Cannabaceae. The transcript has a single exon.